Molecule: messenger RNA, 1414 nt
Organism: Rattus rattus (black rat)
Lineage: Eukaryota; Metazoa; Chordata; Mammalia; Rodentia; Muridae
Gene: Proca1
Product: protein interacting with cyclin A1
Exons: 4
Coding region: 140-1072 (310 amino acids)
Biological process (GO): arachidonate secretion; phospholipid metabolic process
Molecular function (GO): A2-type glycerophospholipase activity
Source: RefSeq, a predicted model, not a curated record
CGGGCGGGGGGUUGGGCAAGCAUGAGGUGGAGCUAGGGGCUGAACUGGAGUUUACAGCUGGGCCGAGGGUUCCACCAAGCUGAGGUUCAACAUUGAACUCUGCGAGGUUGAGUCCUGUGGAAGAACUGGGCUGACAGCAAUGUGGGUCAGGACGACAGUAACGAUUAGAAGAUGGAGUGAGGAAAAGUCUGGCUGCAACCAUGAGAGAUACACGAGAACUGAUAUAACCAGGUUGCCCAGCUGGAAGAGAGGAUAUCCGGCUUGUGUGGAAUCCAGCAGUGAUAUGUCUUCCUUUUCUGAAGGUGAGAUCAAGGAGACAGAGAGAUGUUGCUGGAAACACCAGCAGUGUCCUGUGCAUGUCAUCCACUCCUUCUCGGACUGUGGCCAUCACAACAGAUGUAUGCAUGCUGUCAGCCACUGCAACUGUGAAUCUAGGUGCCAAAGCUACAGGCCCAUCUCCGUGGCAAUAUUUCACCAUCCCACCCACCAUAUGUAUAUGACAGAUGACCUAAAUGAUUUAGAAGCGAACCAGCUCGCCAUCACAAAUAACUUAUGUUCCACUGACAGACCUACUGACCCAAACUCAAUUGAGUCAACAACUGGGGCUCCUGACUUAUCAGCGCCCAUCACCAUCUGGCGUUCUGAAAGCCCCAUGAAGUGUCAUGAAGGCAAGGUCAUCAAGAAUAUAAAGAAGAAAAAGAAAGAGAAAGACAAGGAGGAGAUGAUGGUGGAUGAAAAGCCAAAGUUGAAGAAAAAAGCCAAGGGCAAGUUAAUUAAGAAGAAAACCCCAGUGAAGUCAGAGUCUUCCCCUGCAGACUUGAGCCAUUCAAUAUGCCCAAGAGAACUAGUGAGGACAUCAGAGUCCAGCCCAGACAGCCGGGAAGGGCUGGAAAGUGAGGACAGUUAUGAACGGGGUAAAGAAAGGCCCUCCAGUGAAGAUAUUGUAGAGUCAUCACCCAAAAAGAAAGAGAAGUGCUCUGCCCAGGCCAAAAAGAAUGCGACAAAGAACUUACAAACCCGGAAAACGAGCAAGAGAAAAUCUCCCCCAGUGCCCAACCCCAAUCUCAGUUGAGGCUAGGGCAUCCAGAGUGAAUAAAUCAAGCCUGUAACUGACCCCUACUGCUAUUCUCUCUCCCUCCAACAGGGCCUCUUCUUGUGGGAGGUGGCUGGCUCUGGGCCUACUAGAGCCAAGGGGUCAGGGGCUACAAGGAUUCUCUAAGGGAGAUCCUGCUUUCAAGGAGGAAGUAUAUGUCUAUGGGAAGUUAAGUAGGAAGGAGAGAGAACACCUCUUAGACCAGGUGGAAGAAUCCAUCUGGGGAGUGGGUGGGAGGUGGGGAAAAAAGUGUUGUCAAAUCCAUUCUGUGGUGGGCAGCACUAUGCAAUGCUACCUUCAAUAAACUGAACCUGCCACUUA